Molecule: messenger RNA, 1806 nt
Organism: Achroia grisella
Lineage: Eukaryota; Metazoa; Arthropoda; Insecta; Lepidoptera; Pyralidae
Gene: Alg3
Product: lethal(2)neighbour of tid protein 2
Exons: 1
Coding region: 220-1704 (494 amino acids)
Cellular component (GO): endoplasmic reticulum
Molecular function (GO): dol-P-Man:Man(5)GlcNAc(2)-PP-Dol alpha-1,3-mannosyltransferase activity
Source: RefSeq, a predicted model, not a curated record
UCACUGUCAUUGUCACAUAGUCUUUCUAAUCUGUGCUGUCGCUUCCUUUUCCCCAGCUAUUUUAAUUUUUCAUGGCACCGGUGCUUGCAGCGAAGUCUUAAAAUAGAAUAAUUAAUGCCAGGUGCUCAAUAUAUUUAGAUAGAUAGUAGUGACGGUGAUAAAAACCAAUAUUGAACGACAGUUAUAACAUAUCUAUUUUUCUUAUCAUUUCUCUUUGGAAUGGGCAAUCGAAAUAAAUUCUCCGAAAUGUUUCAAGAACUCAAAAAGAUGUUUACCUGGUCCUAUGCAGUAGGUCUAGUCAUGAAUCCAGCUCAGCUACCGAUUACUGCAGUCCUCAUUAUCAUUGCCGAACUUGUCAUCAACGUACUGGUAGUUGAAAGAGUACCAUAUACUGAAAUUGACUGGAAUGCGUAUAUGCAGGAAUGCGAAGGAUUUCUGAAUGGUACCUUCGAUUACAGCAAGCUUCGUGGUGACACUGGACCGUUAGUAUAUCCAGCUGGCUUCGUUUACAUUUACUCCGCCCUUUACUUCCUCACAAAUUAUGGUGACAAUGUUAGACUUGCUCAAUAUGUGUUCAUUGGAAUCUACCUGUUACAAUUGAUACUAGUGUUAAGAAUUUAUAUAAAAACAAAAAAAGUACCACCAUAUGUUCUUAUAAUUACUAUUUUAACAUCAUACAGAAUUCACUCUAUAUAUGUACUGCGGUUGUUUAAUGACCCUAUAGCAGUGCUUCUGUUGUACACUUCACUUAAUUUCUUUAUAGAUGAAAGGUGGUCUCUUGGUAGCAUUUUCUAUAGUUUAGGAGUGUCUGUAAAAAUGAAUAUCCUCUUGUAUGCACCAGCUUUGUUUUUCUUUUAUUUAAUUAAUUUAGGUCUAGCAGGCACUUUGAAGCAACUGUUUAUUUGUGGGAUCAUACAGUUUGUGCUAGGGUUACCUUUUCUAAUAGGCAAUCCUGUAACAUAUCUAAAAGGCAGUUUUGAUGUGGGGCGUGUGUUCAAUCACACAUGGACAGUCAACUACAGGUUCUUAGAUAUAGACACAUUUGAGAAUAAAUGUUUUCAUCUAUCUUUACUGGCUCUACAUGUUGUAUUGCUUAUUAUAUUUCUGCCCAUGUGUACUCAAUAUUUUAAGAGUUAUUGUAGACUGAAGUAUGUGCAAAAGCAAGUUCAACCACAGAUUGAUGCCAAAAAUAUAGAAAACAAGAGAAGAACAAAAUUAAAUAAAAUUAAAAAGAAAGUUGAUGUGAAAGCUGAGGAAAAAAUUACCAAAGAGCAAGAAAAUUUUCUAAGUUCAUUUGAAGCAAUGCUACAGAAAUCAUCACAGAAGAAUGAGAAAAAAGUUGCAAAAAGACCUAUUAGCCAUGAAGAAAAAGAGAAUACACAUUACAAUAUAAAUUUUGAUAUAUUAAGUCAGCUGUUUAUUCUUCCAAUGUUUGUAGUAAACUUCAUAGGAAUUGUUUGUGCAAGGAGUCUACAUUAUCAAUUUUACUCUUGGUAUUUUCACAGUUUACCAUACUUGUUGUGGUCUUGCAAUUUUCGUGUUAUUAUUAGAUUUUUAAUUUUAGCUGUUAUUGAACUUUGUUGGAAUACUUAUCCAAGCACAAGCCUAACAAGUGCAUUGUUGCAUGUGUGUCAUUUCACUAUUCUUUAUGGUGUGUACAAAAAAAUAUCAUCAGAAUUAAAUGCAGCUUCUAAAGUCCAGUAGUAAAGAAUAGUAUAAGAAUAAAGUUUUCAAUCUUAUAAGUAUUUGAAAUAGCUUAAGUAAAAUUUUAAAAAGUUGUUAUAUUUUCUAUUUGUUAAAUUGUUA